Messenger RNA from Suillus fuscotomentosus, 1364 nucleotides. RefSeq lists its product as uncharacterized. Lineage: Eukaryota; Fungi; Basidiomycota; Agaricomycetes; Boletales; Suillaceae. The record is from RefSeq and is a predicted model, not a curated record. The transcript is spliced from 4 exons. Bases 1 to 1227 code for a protein of 408 amino acids. Gene Ontology annotation, cellular component: mitochondrion. Gene Ontology annotation, biological process: mitochondrial respiratory chain complex III assembly.
AUGUCUUCACAACUUCUCGUCCGUCAUGCUGUUCGUUCAGCGCGCCAAGCCAGGGCGUAUGACCGAGUCAGAUCAGAUUUCUCUGUAAAAUUGCAUAGAAAUGUGCGCGUGAUUUCAUCUUCAGUGACGCGCUCGGCGGCGGCUGCACCGAGACUGAAGCCGACACCGACCUCAGCGCCUCCCCCUCCAUCUUUCGAGUCUGUGCCACAGCGAGAGCAAUCAUGGUUGACCACGAAAGUCAAGGCGUCUCCAUUCCUUUUCUCAAUAUUUCUCUCUGCGGCGCGUAUUCUUGGCUAUGGCUCGCCGCAACAGUUUGCUAAUCGGCGCACUCUGCUCUUAUACAACACUCUAUGUGCUACGCGUGCCGAUGAAGCGUCUGCAUUUUGGAGAGAAGAAUACGCUCUUCCGCCAACUUUCCAAUCCUGGUUUGCGAUCACAAACCUGCACGUCUGGCUGCUCACUGUCCGACUCCGUGCUCUCCCUGCACCACACGGGAUACAGCAUGUGCAAGGGCUCAUUGACCAUUUCUUCCAGGACGUCGAGGAACGCUUGCGCGCUGUCCUUCAACCGGGCGUCCUACCUCCUCGUUCGUCAUCGCCAAAGCUAUUAGGCACUACCGAGGAUGGUUCACACUAUCCACACAGCUCUUUUUACACCACGCCCGCCGCCCUCGCGCCGAAAAGCACCUUUCUUUCGGAUAAAGCCUACCAAGAGGCCGUAAAACUUCAGAAACGCUCUCGUGCACCAGAAAAAUUGAUCACCAGGCAGAUGAAAAUUCUAAAAGAGCAAUGGGCCGGGAUGGGAAUGAGUUUGGACCUUGGCCUCGUAAGGGGCGAUGCCGAGAUGGCUGCGGCAGUCUGGAGAAAUUUGUUAGGUGCACGGGGUGCAAGUGGGAUUGCGUUGGACCACGAGGCCAACGGCAACAGUUAUCGGAGAGCGGUUAACCUAGUUGGUGGACUUGUCGAAGAUGUGAGAAAGGUGGACGUAGAUACAGAAGAGUUCAAGGACGAUAACAGCGGUGUGCAUGACUUUGCUCCUUCGGAAAAUGACCGGUAUAUCGGUUAUCCAGAGCUUAUGGUCACACUUGUCUCCUACAUCCGCCGUGAGAUUAUGAGACUGGAGCGUCUCGACGACAGUACCAUCAUGGGACCACGGCGUGUCGGGCGAGAGGGUGAAGGUGUCCAGAACUUGAGAUGGGGAGAAAUGGAAAACGCUAUACGGAGAUAGUAAGCCAGACAGCCUGAAGGUUAUCCGCGGCUGCGGUAUUCGGAGAAGUAUAUUAUAAUGCAUAUUUCAAUACUUUGUGGUUGGAUGAUAAUUUUUUUUGCUUCGAUCCGAAAUCUUAGCUCCCAUCUUUUGCCGUC